Messenger RNA from Lolium rigidum, 2125 nucleotides. Its product is annotated as vacuolar protein sorting-associated protein 45 homolog. Gene Ontology annotation, biological process: intracellular protein transport; vesicle-mediated transport. NCBI's taxonomy places the organism in Eukaryota, Viridiplantae, Streptophyta, Magnoliopsida, Poales, Poaceae. The record is from RefSeq and is a predicted model, not a curated record. The transcript has 13 exons. Gene Ontology annotation, cellular component: Golgi membrane. The coding region runs from base 156 to 1859 and encodes 567 amino acids.
UUUGGACUACAAUCUGACAUUCCGGUUCUCUCCCACCCACCUCCUCCGCGGGCCGCGUGAAGUCCACCGCUUCCAAGUCCGUCGAGACCUCGCCGGCGGCAAUCCGAGAUCUAACUCCUACCUCGGCACAACGGAUCGAAGAACUAGGCGCAGCAAUGGUGCUGAUCCCUCUCGUCCGGGAUUACAUCGACCGCAUGCUGCACGAUGUUUCCGGCAUGAAGAUCCUCAUCCUCGACCCCCAAACCGUGGAGAUGGUGAGCGUAGUGUACAGCCAAUCGGAUCUGCUGCGGAAGGAGGUGUUCCUCGUGGAGACGGUCGACGACGCCUCCAGCUCCAGGGCGUCCAUGGCGCACCUCAAGGCUGUCUUCUUCUUCCGGCCAUCCUCUGACAACAUCCAGAAGCUCCGCCGCAUCCUCGCUGCGCCGCGAUUCGCCGAGUGCCACCUCUUCUUCUCCAAUAUACUGAAGAUCCCACAGAUUCAGGUGCUUGCUGAUUCUGAUGAGCAGGAGGUUGUGCAGCAAGUUCAGGAGUUCUAUGCUGACUUCUGUGCCAUUGAUCCUUUCCAUUUUACUCUGAAUAUACGCAAUAACCACAUCUACAUGCUUCCAACGGUGGUAGACCCUCCUGGGAUGCAGAGCUUCUGUGAUCGAUCUGUUGACGGCAUUGCUUCUCUCUUCCUGGCUCUGAAGCGUCGCCCUGUUAUUAGAUACCAAAGGACAUCAGAUGUCGCAAAAAGGAUCGCACAAGAAACUGCGAGGUUGAUGUAUGAGCAGGAGAGUGGCCUGUUUGAUUUUAGACGAACUGAGAACUCUUCCUUGUUGUUGGUGAUUGACAGAAGGGACGAUCCUGUCACUCCGUUACUUAACCAGUGGACAUAUCAGGCAAUGGUUCACGAGCUUAUUGGAAUUGACAACAACAAAGUUGAUCUUACUGAAUUUGCUACUGUACCUAAAGACCAGCAGGAGGUGGUUCUUUCAGCGGUACAGGACAACUUUUUUAGAGCGAACAUGUUCGAGAAUUUUGGGGACCUCGGUAUGAAUGUCAAAAGAAUGGUAGAUGACUUUCAACAUCUUUCAAAAAGCAGCCAAAAUUUUCAGAGCAUAGGUGAUAUGGCAAAAUUUGUGACCAACUACCCUGAGUAUCGAAAGACGCAUGGAAAUGUAACAAAACAUGUUGCUUUGGUGAGUGAAAUGAGCAGAAUGGUGGAGGAAAGGAAGCUUAUGCAAGUUUCACAGACGGAACAAGAGCUAGCAUGUACAAGUGGACAAGCAGCAGCCUUUGAGGCCGUUACUUCCUUACUAAACAAUCAAAGUGUAUCUGACAUUGACCGUUUACGACUGGUAAUGCUCUAUGCUUUGCGGUAUGAAAAAGAGAGUCCGGUUCAGCUGAUGCAGCUUUUCAACAAAUUGGCUUCUCGUUCUGCCAAAUACAAGUCAGGGCUUGUUCAGUUCCUGCUUAAGCAGGCUGGUGUUGACAAAAGAACAGGCGACUUGUAUGGGAACCGUGACCUAUUGAAUAUUGCUCGCAACAUGGCUCGUGGACUUAAGGGUGUUGAGAAUGUAUACACCCAACACCAGCCUCUGCUCUUCCAAACCAUGGAAGGAAUUGUGAAGGGGCGAUUGCGGGAUGCUGACUAUCCACUUGUUGGCAAUCACUUCCAGCAGGGCAGGCCUCAAGAUGUGGUGAUAUUCAUCGUUGGUGGGACAACAUAUGAGGAAGCAAGAUCAGUAGCCCUCUAUAAUGCAGCAAAUCCUGGAGUUCGUUUCUUCCUUGGAGGUUCGUCAGUUCUAAAUUCGAAGAGAUUUCUUGAGGACUUGGGGGAGGCACAAAAAAUAUCAAAAUCAAGCCCUCUAGUAUGAGCUCAGGUCGUUGUUUUUUCUUCCGCUGGAGGCUUGCCAGAAUGUGAUAAUUGGUAGCCUUACUGCAUAGUGACAAAGAAUGAAUUUUGUGGUAAAUUUUACAAUGUAUAGCUUUAGCUGUGUAGUGCAAUACCAUGUUGGGUACAAUACACAUUUGUUGCCAUAUUUUCUAUUCCCUCUAUUCUGAAGUAGAUGUUACAUGUUUGUCUAGAUUUGUAUGUAUUUAUUACUACCUGUAUCAAAGAGCUUGAACCCUUUUGGCCUAA